Messenger RNA from Triplophysa dalaica, 2386 nucleotides. It is a transcript of the gene prrc1, whose product is annotated as proline-rich coiled-coil 1. The transcript has 9 exons. The record is from RefSeq and is a predicted model, not a curated record. Bases 152 to 1450 code for a protein of 432 amino acids. Gene Ontology annotation, cellular component: cytoplasm. Gene Ontology annotation, biological process: activation of protein kinase A activity. Gene Ontology annotation, molecular function: protein kinase A regulatory subunit binding. NCBI's taxonomy places the organism in Eukaryota, Metazoa, Chordata, Actinopteri, Cypriniformes, Nemacheilidae.
GUGAAUCGCGCGACUCAACAUCAGACGUGGCAUCGUGUGACGUCAUCAGUGCGCGGCAGCGUCCCUCUGUUUUCUCUCUUGGUCCGCUCGGAUUGAACGUCUAAACUUACUCUGAUCUCGAGAGAAUCACGUCUGGCAGGAUAGAGUGAAGAUGAUGGAAGAGAGUGGAAUAGAGAGCACACCCCCUGCCACCCCCCCACCACCCCCCACAGCAACCAUCAGCCCCCCUCCUCCCACCGCAGGGAUUUCUGGCCCUCUGAUGCACCCAAGUCCCGCUGGCGUCUCAAGUUUUGCCCCAGGAGCAUUUUCCAGCCCUCUUCCACCUGCGGCCCUGACCUCCACCCUGCCGCCCAUGCAUUCAUCUGCUCCUCCUCUCUCUUUCGGCUUGAUAUCGUCUCCUCCGGGCACGAGUGCUCCGUACAGUGGUCCCAUGGCACCAUUUGCCUCUCCGUCCGCUGUCCCGCCGCUCAGCACAGCUGCAUUGUCGGGCUCCACCCUCUCUGCUCCACCCACCGCUGGCUUCUCUGUAAGCGCAGGAUAUGACAUCACCCGUGGCCACGCUGGGCGCACCCCUCAGACGCCGCUGAUGCCUAGUUUCUCCAGUGCUCCACCGAUGCCCGGCAUCGUCAGCAAUCCCAUGAUGCAGCAGCCGGUGUCUGGAAGCCUAGACGUCAGUUCUCCCAUCACAUUCCCUGAGGACACUGAGGACCCCAGAGUGACUCCAGACAGCGCCGGCUCCGCGGGAGGAUUAUGGGGCUUCAUCAAGGGUGUAGCUGGUAAUCCCAUGGUGAAGACGGUUCUGGAUAAAACCAAACACUCGGUUGAGUCCAUGAUAACUACACUGGAUCCUGGAAUGGCUCCUUACAUCAAGUCCGGUGGUGACGUGGACAUCGUGGUGACGUCAGAUAAGGAGGUGAAGGUGGGGGCGGUGCGGGAUGCAUUUCAGGAGGUGUUUGGUUUGGCCAUGGUGACGGCAGAGGUGGGACAGUCUAACAUCGCCCCUCAGCCUGUGGGAUACGCAGCAGGAGUGAAGGGAGCUCAGGAGCGCAUUGACGGUCUGCGGCGUACAGCGAUCAUUCAUGAGAAACAGCCUGUGGUCUCUGUGGAAAACUUCAUUGCUGAACUUUUUCCUGACAAGUGGUUUGACAUCGGCUGUCUGAUCUUAGAUGACCCUGGAAAUGGAGUUCACAUUGAAGCGUUCACUCAGGCGACACCUGUAGCUCUGGAACAUGUUCAACAGGCUCAAUCCCUCACUCCUCCGGACUAUAACCUGCGCUGGUCUGGUCUGAUGGUGACCGUCGGUGAGGUUCUGGAGAGAAAUGUGCCAAACGUCACCCGUUCAGACUGGCAUCAAGCUUUCACCGGCAUGUCACGCAGACAGAUGAUCUACUCCGCAGCUAAAGCUUUAGCUGGCAUGUACAAACAGCGGCUGCCCGCCAGGACACUGUGAUGGGGAUGUGCGUCAGGACUACAGUUACCCACAAUGCACCUGGAGUCUGAUUCCGUCCACACACAUUUUAAAGCACAUCACAUGAGAACCGAAUUGACAUGUCAAAAACAGAGGUCUGCUGUAUCUCUGCUCCAGCUUUGACAUAAACUAUAGCUUACAGGAUCGUCUUUUAAAGGAUUCUUUGAAUCACAGUUUUAGCCUUGAUUAUUAUGUUCAACAGUGACAGUAUGCAUAAUGUCGACAUUGAAACACAUGUGAUGGUCUGAGUGUGACAUCAGAUUCAUGUGUCCUCGUUCGCUCAUAUGUUUACAUUUAAAUGUGUCCGAUAAAUCCUUUUUUUUCUUGGAAAUUUUGAAAAAUGAACAAUUAAAAAGUAUAUUAACAUUAGUGAUGUCAUCUCUUAGGGUUUUGGAUUUUAUUUGAUAGUAUAUUUUUCAUACUGUCUGUGUGUUUUUGUUGAGUGUUUACUGCGCUUAAAUCCGAUCAGUUAGUACAGCAAAGUGUGUUUGUGAGAUGAAAUGCUUGAUGAAGAUGACGACGGGUCAGAGUGACAGAGGACACACACACUGAGGAUGACCUCUGACCUGAUGCGUAGCAAAUAUUUCCACAACCUUAGACAGAAAAUCUGCCUGGACUGCAUCUUUUGAAUGUUGCUAACAUUCCUCAAGAACAAGUCUGGAAUUUACUGCCGUGCCUUUGACCAGCAGACCUUCAUUAUAACAGACUGUUUUUCUGUUGUGCUUGCUGAUAGUGUUCAUUUAUUUCUGAUAACAAUUUUUGGUUCCCACAACAUUUUUAAGGUGUGUUUUUGGUUGUUCAGGAAAUAUAUUUUUUUGAAAGUAGGAUGUUAGUUUUCUAGGGUGGAGCUACAAGGGCAAAUUUCCCCCAGAUUUGAUUUGGGCUCCUUCAAACAUAUCAAUUAAAGAGUAAACAUGA